Molecule: messenger RNA, 531 nt
Organism: Penicillium argentinense
Lineage: Eukaryota; Fungi; Ascomycota; Eurotiomycetes; Eurotiales; Aspergillaceae
Product: HAT dimerization
Exons: 1
Coding region: 1-531 (176 amino acids)
Source: RefSeq, a predicted model, not a curated record
AUGGCUCUGAUGAAGACCAGAGACGUCACAAUUCAUAGCGUGUUCCUCGUGUACAGGAAGCUGCUGGAGCAUAUUGAAAGGUCGAAUCGGAAAUUGAAAAGAAAGGCAACACCCUGGAAGAAGGACAUGUAUGGCGCUUUGCUUGUUGCGAGGCAGGAACUGAAAGUGUACUAUGAAAAGACCUACCGCGACCACGGUUUCCUCUAUGGCACUGGAACAUUACUCGCUCCUCAAUAUAAAUUGAGUGCUUUCGAUGAUAGAGAGUACUCUACUUGGCACGAAGAUACGUCAAAAAGGUACUGUGAAUACUUGAGAGCAUGUUUCACACAGUAUCAGCAGCAGAACCCCGAGCUGUUAUUCCGCACGGUGCAGCGCUCUUCCACUUCACAUAGCUCAGAGCUUGAUCGGCUACUUGAACCACUUGAUGCAUCGAUGCUCCACGAAAGGGCAGAGUUUGACGAAGUGGACCAGUAUCUUAGAGAAGGUACGAGCAACUGGCAUACUGCACUAGAACGACUGACUGACUUCUGA